GCUACGUGACUUCCUGUCCAAAAUAGUUAUCCUCUCAGACUUUUUUAUCUGCAUCAUGGGGGUUUUUAAGCGCCUAAUUAGUUUUUGCCUUUUAUAAUCGACCCUUCUGGGUUUCUCCCCUCCGGGCAGGAGCUCUAGGACCAUGGAGGACAGAGCUCUAGAUGUUUACGACGUGAUCCGAUCAAUCCGGGACCCUGAGAAGCCGAACACUCUGGAGGAGCUGGAGGUGGUAACGGAGAAGUGUGUGGAGCUGCAGGAGCUCAGUGAGGAUGAGUGCCUCAUCAUCAUCAGGUUCUCUCCAACCGUGCCUCACUGCUCCUUGGCUACUCUUAUAGGCCUGUGCAUUCAAGUGAAGCUACAGCGGUGUUUGCCAUUCAAACACAAGUUGGAAAUUUACCUUUCAGAAGGAACUCAUUCUACUGAAGAAGAUGUUAAUAAGCAGAUCAACGAUAAGGAGAGGAUAGCAGCGGCCAUGGAAAACCCCAACCUCAGAGAGAUUGUGGAGCAGUGCGUUGCUGAGCCAGAUGACUGACGAAGGAAACGCCGCCUGGUUAUUUAGGAGGCGGGAGUCAUCUUGGACACAAGUUUUAGUUUUGAGCCGUGAUAAUAAUCGUACAUUGUUUGAAAUGGAUGCUCCCUGCCCACCUGGGUAUCGUUUGGACAGCGAUGCGGUACAUUUAGAGUCAGGGCUGUUGUGUUGAUCCGAUUCUGUUCAAAGUUUUAUCGUCUCCUUUGAUUGUUAAAGCAAGAAGUAUGGAAAUCUUUUCUAUUGCAGUCUGUUUUUAGGAAGUGUGCUAAGUUGAUUUAAAUCAAAUGUAUGUCUUAUUUAAAGAAUGGCUUUAAAAUGAAAUGCAUUAUAAUUAAUUCUAUAUAUAAAACUCUUGUGAUGAAAACAUCAGAUGUCAAGGCAGCUGAGUCUGUCUUAAUUCCACAGGAGAGCAAGCUGGUUCCUUAGUUCUUCUCUUCAUCUUUGCUAAGAUCUUAAUACAAGACUCAAUGUCAAUAAAUGGUAUAAAUGUCUGUUUUUCACAUGAA
Molecule: messenger RNA, 1035 nt
Organism: Cyprinodon variegatus (sheepshead minnow)
Lineage: Eukaryota; Metazoa; Chordata; Actinopteri; Cyprinodontiformes; Cyprinodontidae
Gene: ciao2a
Product: family with sequence similarity 96 member A
Exons: 5
Coding region: 143-532 (129 amino acids)
Source: RefSeq, a predicted model, not a curated record